CGAUUAGUAAUUUACGAAAGAGAUGGUAAAAUAGACAACAAAAAGAUUUCAUUGAAAAUAGGAAAAAUUUUGCUAAUUCCUUUACAAAGUAAAGCUUAAAAUUCCUUUAUAUUAGAGUUCGAUUCUCGAGCCUUAUUUAUCCACAGUGACCCAAUUAGAAAUGGCAAUGGAUGUGAUAAAUAAAUUCUACUCAACAGUACAUACAACAGUGUCACAGCUGUCUGGUGUUCUUCCAGGAAACAACGUCACCAGAGAAUAUGAAGUGCUGGAGCAGGUGUGUACGGCAGGUGUAGGGCUGAUGUGGAAAGUGUACAAUGGUUACAAGAAAAGCACGAAACAGGAAGUCUCCGUAUUUGUAUUCGAAAAGAAAAUCCUUGAGCGCUGGUCGAAAGAUGAUCGAGAAACAAUGUUGGAAACUUUAAGGCGUGGAGUGCAGCAGUUAACAAAGAUACGACACCCACAUGUGCUGACCGUUCAACAUCCGCUGGAGGAGUCUCGAGAUUCAUUGGCUUUCGCCACGGAGCCAGUAUUUGCCUCAUUGGCAAAUGUUGUAGGUGAUUCGGUACGUUCGGACAAAAAACUUUAUGACGUCGAGAUACGUCAUGGACUUUUGCAACUAUUUGACGGUUUGUCAUUUCUACAUAACGACGCUAAAAUCGUGCAUCGCAAUAUUUGCGCUGAAACUAUUGUGAUUAAUAAAAAUCGUAGCUGGAAAUUAUUUGGUUUUGACUUCUGCAUAGCUAAUCAACCGGCGACUGAUGGUAAGCCCUUUUGGCCAUGCCGAGAAUACUCUACGUCUAUGCACGUACUAGCUCAGCCUAGUUUAGAGUAUUGUGCUCCAGAAAUUGCGUUGAAUACUAUAAAUAGCACCGAAAGUGACCUAUUCUCGUUAGGUGUUCUUAUAUUCACUAUUUAUUCGGGUAAACCGUUAAAAAUGUUUGGUAGUGAUUAUAGCUCGUUUCGUCGAUACGCUGCCGAUUUGAAUCAACGAAAGUACCCGCCAAUGAAUAGUAUUCCUAGCGAUUUGAACGAAAGUUUAAGAGCUUUGUUGCAUCCAAGUCCACGCAUGCGGCCACAGUUGCAUGAAAUGAAACAGAUUACAUAUUUCCAAGAUGUUGGCGUUAAGACACUUAGUUAUUUGGAUUCCCUUUAUCAGUGGGAUAAUUUACAAAAAUCCAAAUUCUACAAAGGACUUCCACAAAUCAUACCAACACUACCACAUCGCGUUAACUUACAUUCCAUAUUGCCAUAUUUGGUCAAAGAAUUUGUGAAUUCGCCAAUGAUACCAUUUGUUUUACCUAAUGUAUUGUUAAUUGCUGAGAUGAGCAGCCAGAAGGAAUAUUGCGAACACAUCUUUACGCAUCUGAAACCCAUUUUCAAAUUGACCGAUCCCAUACAAAUACUUUUAAUUUUCAUGCAAAAAAUGGAUCUUUUACUGAAGUUAACACCUGCUGAAGAAGUUAAGUUACACGUUUUACCGCUACUGUAUCGCUCUUUGGAAUGUGAUAUGCCGCAAAUACAAGAGUUGUGCUUAGGUGUACUACCGACGUUUUCCAAUUUGAUCGACUACAACGCUAUGAAAAAUGCUGUGAUACCACGGAUUAAGAAACUCUGCCUGCACAGCACUAAUGUUUCGGUAAAAGUAAAUUGUUUGAUAUCGAUUGGUAAACUGCUGGAAGAUCUAGAUAAGUGGUUGGUGUUGGAUGAAAUAUUGCCAUUCUUGCAGCAGAUACAAAGUCGGGAACCUGCAAUUAUAAUGGCUAUAAUCGGAAUUUAUAAAAUCGCCAUGACCAACACAAAGUUAGGAAUUACAAAAGAUGUAAUGGCGCAUAAAUGUAUACCGUUUUUAAUGCCACUGUGCGUUGAGAACGGUCUUACCAUCGCGCAGUUCAAUACGAUUGUAGCGCUGAUUAAGGAAAUGUUCAGUCGUGUGGAGAAGGAACAACGUGAGAAAUUGGAACAACUCUCAACUAUCCAAAGGGACAACAAGCCACGUGAUGCUUCAGAAAUUUUGACUAACGAAUUGGAGCAGGGUACGAAAACAAACACAAGUCUCAAUAGUAGCGGCAACAGUGACGAUGACAUGUUUUCAGGCUUCUCCAUAUCACAACCAACGAAACAAAUAACUCCAACACAAAUAGGUCAGCAACAAAAACUUAAAACGAACAACGAUGUGCUGAAAAUAUCACACAACGCACAAUCCAAACCUGACAUUCUUUCCUCGUUGAUGAAUUCCAAUCUGACCAAUUUGAAUAACUCCCCAUCACCAAAGUCUGCCGGUGUCGGUAAUACUGCAGUUUCUCCCAUUGCAAAUCCAUAUGCAUUUAGUGGUGGAAACAAUUUAACCAGUCCCAACCAAACUCGCGCGAAUGAUAGUUGGACCAACAAUUGGCAUAGUGCAAAUCCGUUAGUUAUGAAUCAUCAGUUAGCCUCACCACAGGCUAUUAGCAGCAGUAAUAGUAACAACAAUGCAUCGUCUUUGGACAAUUUGGAUCCCUUCGGUAGCAGUAAUAAGAGCGUUAAUACUAGUACGCAACGACCAGCAGUUAACUACAUUUAUCCAACUGGAUAUAAUGGCGGCGGCGGUGGCGGUAUUGGUGUUAGUAACGGUAAUACUUUGAAUAGUAUGAAUAAUUUGGCACCACUGCUACCACAGCAGAAUACCACGCCACAACAGUCGCAGGAUAAUAAGAAUCUGAACACAUUAUCACAACAGGAUAUUUUAAGUUUUCUCAAUUAGUUGAGCAACGACAAAACCUAUGCGUCUCGGUGUAGGUUACAUUACUGUGUCAGCUGCAAAUGUCGGUACAGCUGCGUGUAUAUGUGAUAAGUUAAUUGUGAUCACACUAAAUAACAACACAUAUACGAAGCAACGACUGUAUGGAAGUUGUAUAGACUUAAACAGUAACAAGUGUAAUAAUCCAAGUUUAUGUUUUGUGCAUAUAUGUACGUUUUAGUUAUUUCACAUAUGCUUAUUUCAAACAGUGCGGUGUCGGUAUUUAAAGUGCAAUAUCGUUUCAUUGUGAUUUCAUUAGAUGAAAACGUUUAUGGUAUUCCAGACUAAAGGCCAAAUUAUGCAUGUAAUUUUUAUCUCAGUUGUGAUUUCAUUAAUUUUUCGUUUGUGCUUUUAAUGCCAAAACAUACGUACUGAAAUCCUAUUAAAUGCAAAAAAAGUAGUUUAAAGCAAAAUAUUUUUGUUAGGAAUAAAGGAUUCAGUAAUAUUUACAUAAACAUUUGUAUUGGCGUUUUAUAUACUAGUAAAUUCGAAUGAUAUAAAGAAAGAUUAAAUUCACUUUUGACGUUUGACUGUAUACAAAAUAU
Zeugodacus cucurbitae (melon fly) is the source of this 3321-nucleotide messenger RNA. RefSeq names its product SCY1-like protein 2. Gene Ontology annotation, molecular function: ATP binding; protein kinase activity. The record is from RefSeq and is a predicted model, not a curated record. The transcript has 6 exons. NCBI's taxonomy places the organism in Eukaryota, Metazoa, Arthropoda, Insecta, Diptera, Tephritidae. Gene Ontology annotation, biological process: protein phosphorylation. The coding region runs from base 161 to 2740 and encodes 859 amino acids.